AUGUUAGGGCGACAGCAGGCCACCCUCAUCGAGGCCAUCCAAAUACUUCAUCACCGGCUGAGGACGGGCGAAGCAUUGGAUGAACCAGCCACUCAAUUGGCGAAAGACGACUCGAGUGUGAACGACAUCCUGCAGCAACUUGGGCUGACGCCUCUCGAGCUUACCGAGGCUGACAACGAGCACGGCGCGAGAUACUCACAGUCAACCAUCUCACCUGCCAGCUCCUCCACCGCCACCCCCGCCAGUGCUGAGGAUUGUCAAACACAGCCUCAGGUCGAAUGGGGUGACUACCAGGACCCGUCGACGGGUCCAGACAAGAUGACUGACGUUGAGACUCCUGAUAAGCUCCCGCCAGAUCAACCUUUCGGGGGUGUCGAGCCCCUGGGCACGGAAGAUCCGUUCAAGUAUGAGUUUUGGGCCAAUGACGGCGGCUUGGAAAGCCAGAACUUCCUUGCGCCAUCGCCAGCGCCUUACGACUCGUUUUCAGAUGCACAAUUCGGGUGGGAUUUUGCAGAAACCUGUCCUCUGUCCUACCUAGCUCCGGCCACGAAAUCGGGCCCUCAUCAGAACUUUAGACUUGUAUUUUAG
Messenger RNA from Cladophialophora psammophila CBS 110553, 588 nucleotides. RefSeq lists its product as uncharacterized. The transcript has a single exon. The coding region runs from base 1 to 588 and encodes 195 amino acids. NCBI's taxonomy places the organism in Eukaryota, Fungi, Ascomycota, Eurotiomycetes, Chaetothyriales, Herpotrichiellaceae. The record is from RefSeq and is a predicted model, not a curated record.